Molecule: messenger RNA, 1760 nt
Organism: Pollicipes pollicipes
Lineage: Eukaryota; Metazoa; Arthropoda; Thecostraca; Pollicipedomorpha; Pollicipedidae
Gene: mh
Product: DNA-dependent metalloprotease SPRTN
Exons: 6
Coding region: 303-1760 (485 amino acids)
Biological process (GO): DNA damage response
Cellular component (GO): nucleus
Molecular function (GO): single-stranded DNA binding; polyubiquitin modification-dependent protein binding; metalloendopeptidase activity
Source: RefSeq, a predicted model, not a curated record
UCAGCAGCUGAGCGCGUCGUAAAGCCCCAAUUACACACACACGCACACACUUUCUCGCAAGGCCAUGUAAUGUUUCUCGCGUUACCCGUGGGUAUUUCGUCUGCAUUCGUCGGAGUUUGGUAGAGAAGUGGUUGAGUUCGGUUGAGCUGUGUGUGUAGGGAACCAGGGGAACCACCUAGAAGAAGGCAAGGCCCUAGAACAGAGAAAAAUGGUGGGAAGCAUUCUAUUGCCGCUGGGUAGUCCUACGCGACAUCUGCGGGCUUAGCGUCGCGCUGGCGUGUGCUAAAUUCAGACCAGAGACCAUGGCUGCAAUGGUUGACGCAGACUAUGCCCUGGCCUUGCGCCUGCAAGAGGAGGAAGAAUCUCUUCUAGAGAGGGACAGGGAUCGGCGAGGGCCAGUGCCAACAUCCAUCAAGACAGUGCUGCCUGCUCCAGGAACCUCACUGGUGGACGAGGCAUAUGAGCUGAUGGAUCCUACACCGGACAUUUACCAGCUGUUCCGAGACUUUGACAAGCACUUCUUUUGGGGCAAGCUGGGUAGUGUGGAGCUAAAGUGGAGUCCCAGGAUGACCAGCUGCGCCGGCGUCUGUUCCUACCAGCCUGGCAGCGGCCUCUGCUCGGUGCGACUGAGCCGGCCCCUGCUGACGUUGCGACCGCGCAGCGACCUCGUGCAGACCCUGCUGCACGAGAUGAUCCACGCGCUGCUCUUUGUCACGCGCUGUAGCGACAACCGCCAGGAGCAUGGACCGGAGUUCCACCGGCACAUGCACCGCAUUAACAAGAUCGCCGGCACUAAGAUCACGGUGUACCAUACCUUCCACGACGAGGUGGCCCACCUCCUAACCCACUGGUGGCGCUGCACGGGCCCCUGCCGCCAGCGUCGACCCUACUUCGGCUUCGUGAAGCGCUCGAUGAACCGGGCGCCGGGCCGCAGCGACUUCUGGUGGGCGCAGCAUCAGGCCACGUGCGGCGGCACGUUCGAGAAGAUCCGCGAGCCUGAGGGCUAUGGCAAGUCGAAGAAGGCCAAGAAGGAGCCCGCCUCAUCUGCACCGGACAAGCUGCAGGACAUCCGAAACUUCAUGGGCUUGGGGAAAGUGAAACGGCCGACGAAGAAAACGGACAACCAAAAGCCGCCACGAGCCCCACGCCGCACCAAGGACCCGUCACGUGUCUUGGGUGCCGGUGGCGCCAGGCCAAAGAGUGGCGCCCAGCCUGGACCGUCGCGGGCGCCGGUGAAGCAUGGGUCGCCAGCGAGGCCGGCAGCUGGUGGGGGGCCGAGCCGACCUGCCGUGGGCACCCGGAUCGGCCGGCCGGCCUGUGUGGGCGGCGGCACGGCGCUGGCCAGCCGGAGCGGCACGAUCACGGAUGAGCGACUGCUGGCCGAGGCGGCGGACGAGCUCGAGUCGAGCCUCGAAGCCCCCGCGCUGGAGCUGUCGGGCUCGCUCGGCGACGGUGGCGCCGCGGCGCUGUCAGCGACGAGCAGCACAAGCACCGCUUACGACGAUCUGCCCGACGAUGGCGCUGCCUUGCUCGGUGCGGCAAGCGGCGCGGAUUACGACGACCCGCUGGACAUCGGCGCCGCCGCGCGGUCUCCGAAUAGCAGCGCCAGCACUUCUUAUGACGACAUUCUGGACGGUCCGAUCAUCAUCUGCAGCAGCGACGACGAGGCGGAUUACGACAGACGGCGACACCGUCUAUCGGACAGGAUUAUGGAGUUUAUUCAAGAUGACGAGAGUGAUGAUGAUCUAGUGCAUGAUUAG